ACAAAAUCUAUUCUCCUUUUCUCUCUCUACAAGUGGAACUUUCUCUCUCUAGAAAAUCAUUACAUACACUCAACACUAUAUAUAUAUAUAUAAAAUAUAUAAAUAUACAAAAACCCUAGCAGCUCUGCGAUCCUCCUCCGUCGACGAUGCCGACGGCGAGUGUAAUCGGAGCUCCGAUUCAUCUCAUUGAUAUCCGCUGAUUCCUACUUUUUCCAUUUCAUUCCUUUGAUCCUUGUUCCUGGCUGUUGUUGUGUUGAAUUUGAACUUGUUUGUUGAAAGCUUCUGGAAAUGUAUAAGAACCAGUUACAGGAACUGGCACAAAGGAGUUGCUUCAACUUGCCGUCGUAUACUUGUAUAAGGGAAGGUCCGGAUCAUGCGCCUAGGUUUAAGGCUACGGUUAAUUUCAAUGGUGAGGUCUUUGAGAGUCCAAAUUACUGCUCUACACUUCGACAGGCUGAACACUCUGCUGCUGAGGUUGCGUUGAAUUCACUCUCUAAUCGAGGUCCCUCCAACUCGCUUGCUGCUAGAAUUCUGGAUGAGACAGGCGUAUAUAAGAAUCUCUUACAGGAAGUUUCACAAAGAGUAGGAGCAUCAUUGCCAGCAUAUACUACUUUUAGAUCUGGUCUAGGACAUCUUCCUGUCUUUACCUGCACAGUAGAGUUGGCGGGCGUUACAUUUACUGGUGAGUCAGCAAAGAAUAAGAAGCAAGCUGAAAAGAAUGCAGCUAUGGCAGCUUGGUCAUCUCUGAAAUUAUUGGCACAGCAGUCUGAAAGUGCAAAACCAGACCGAAGAAGAAAUGAUGAGCAAGAGCAUGUAACUGUUGCACGUGCACUACAAAGGUACAUUUUGAAGGCAAGGGCGGCUAGAGUAUCAUUCCCAAUUAAAUUUCCGACACCUAAUCCAAGACCAUCAAGUGUACAGCAGCUUUCAUCUACUACAUCAAAACUUCUUCCCCUAAUAUGUCCAAGAACUGCUCCUCGCAGUAGACCGGUCAGUCCGUUAUGUCUAAAACCUGCUUCUCAAAGUAGACCCAUUGAUAAUACAGGAAGUGAUGCAUCAUUGAGUCCAAGGACUGCUCAAACCAUAAAUAAUAUUUUAAAGGACAGCUUUGCUAUGGAUGGUCACAGGGUUCGACCAGAGAAGUUCCCUGCUGCUGGUGCAGCACCAUAUAUUCCUGUCAGGCAUUUUGGCCCACACCAUCGGAUGGCUCCUCCGGUGACCAUACGGAAUGCAAUUCCUGUUUUCUCUGCACCACCACUUCCUCAAUCAUCUCAGCUUCCUAGGGUGAUGAGGCCUCCAGGUCUGGGAGUGGCACCACCUGUCUGUUUAAGACAGGCAGUGCCGGUUUAUGCUGCACCCCCUGUUCGGGCAGAGGAACUUCCCACAUUAGAUAGGGUGAUGAGGCAUUCAGGUUUGGGGGUGGCGCCAGUUUAUGCUGUACCCUCUGUUCCUAAAGCUCCUCCUCUUCUAGUUGACGAACCACUAGCUUCAAUGGCACCUGAAAUUCAGGUACUUGACUUACCAACUCGUAAAGCAGUGCUAGGCAAGGCCGAAUCACCACAUGACCAUUCUGAGGAGAAAUCAUGUUCUGAAGUCCAACCGACUAAGAGAGAGGAGCCACUUGACUUUGAAGUUUCAAGGAGUGCGACAAUGCCAGUGGAAGGAACCAAGGUUGCAGCCAUGGAGAAGCCACUUGGCUUUGAAGUUUCAAGGCGUGCGACAAUGUCAGUGGAAGGAACCAAGGUUUCAGCGAAGGAGAAGCCACUUGACUUUGAAGUUUCAAGGAGUGCGACAAUGCCAGUUGAAGGAACCAAGGUUGCAGCCGAGGAGAAGCCACAUGACUCUCUGGAAAUUGAGAAUUUGAAACAGCUAAAGAUAUGAUGUAUCAUCGGGAAUAGCAUGUUACAAACUACAGAAACUUCAGUAAGCUUUUGUUCUCCCCUUGUGGGAUUUAGUUUGCAAGCCUUUAUGUAGUCUUAGAUAUAUCAGUUCCUUGCACAUUUUCAUUUGGAAUAGUUUUAUGGAGAUAGUUGUAGCGACAUUA
Solanum stenotomum is the source of this 2044-nucleotide messenger RNA. Its product is annotated as double-stranded RNA-binding protein 2-like. The transcript has 3 exons. The coding region runs from base 289 to 1881 and encodes 530 amino acids. NCBI's taxonomy places the organism in Eukaryota, Viridiplantae, Streptophyta, Magnoliopsida, Solanales, Solanaceae. Gene Ontology annotation, molecular function: double-stranded RNA binding. The record is from RefSeq and is a predicted model, not a curated record.